Molecule: messenger RNA, 1141 nt
Organism: Macrosteles quadrilineatus (aster leafhopper)
Lineage: Eukaryota; Metazoa; Arthropoda; Insecta; Hemiptera; Cicadellidae
Exons: 7
Coding region: 140-1027 (295 amino acids)
Source: RefSeq, a predicted model, not a curated record
CACACAGUCACUUGGUAGACGCCGGGUUGCACACACGCUUUGGAUAACAUGCUGACUGCACAUUGCUACAAUUGUUGCAUACACUGGUUACCAAGGAUCGUAUAGAACUGUUAUUUACCUUUAACAAUGAAUCUAACCAAUGAAGAUGUCGACGUCAGACUUUUGGGCCAGUGACGUCAUCAUGAUAGACUACAUAACACAAUGUAUUCUCUUCUUCUCCCUUAUCCCAGGUCUUCUAGGGCUCCAGCUGACCGAGUUGACGGUUCCUUCUCACGCCAACCUGGGACAGUCAAUCACACUCUAUUGCUGGUUCAACCUGGACGGUGCGAGGCUAUACUCCGUCAAGUGGUAUAAAGACGAGUUUGAAUUCUUCAGGGUCAUGCCUGACAACAAGCCCCAGAUGCAAGUCUUCCCUCUCGCUGGGAUCAUACUUGACGAGUCCCGGUCAGACAUGAACAAAGUGAGUUUGUCAGAACUGAGUUUCAACAGCAGCGGAAAUUACCGCUGUGAGGUGUCCACGGAGGCGCCAAGGUUCGAAAGUAUCUUCAAGAGCAGCAAUAUGACAGUUCUGGCAUACCCAGACAGAGACCCGGUGAUUUCCGGGACCCAGGAGCACUAUCUGCCUGGAGACUACAUCACAGCCAACUGUACCUCUGGACAGAGUAAUCCUCCGGCCGAGCUGGAGUGGCUCAUCAACGGAGCCAAGGCAGACUCCUGGUUCGUAGAGAAGUCUCUGCCAGUCGUCACUUCUACAAGGGAGCCUCUGUACACGAGAUCCCUCGGGUUGAGGUUCCAGGCACACAAACGCUACUUCCAGAGUCUGGACGCCACUCUGCACCUUCGCUGCACCUCCAAGGUGGCUGACCUUCCUCUGUCUUACGCUGACUUCUACCCCCAUCUCAGCACACACCUCACCAACGAAAAACUCGCCCAGGAGAUACACGCCAGCAAGGGCUCAUUCUCAGGCACACAAGAUUUGCUGCUUCAAGUAGCUCUUCUAUUACACAUCUUGCUCAACAUGUUAUGACACGCACAUUAAAGUCCGCGCUCUUGUACUUAUUCCAUUUGUAAUCAUUUUCGUGUGAUAUCAUGGCUGUUUUAUGUAUAGUGUUUGUAGCAUUGUUAUUUAAUUAAAUACAUA